GGAGAUCCGAGCAGCGGCGGCAAGCCGAACGCAGAGCGGAGGAGCCGGCGGCUGAGAAGGACAUUGGACAUGGAAGACCAAGGGGAGAAUACCACCGUCUUGUCCACCCUGAGGUCUUUGAACAACUUCAUUUCUCAGCGAGUGGAAGGAGCGUCUGGCCUGGAUAUAUGCAACACUGCCCCAAGUUCUCUGCAGAUGAUGUACCAGCAGAGCAUGCAGUUGGAGGAAAAAGCAGAACAGAUCCGUUCAAAGACCUACCUCAUCCAGAUGGAGCGGGAGAAGAUGCAGAUGGAACUGAGUCACAAGAGGGCGCGAGUGGAGCUGGAGAGGGCAGCCAGCACCAAUGCCAGGAACUACGAGCGUGAGGUAGACCGCAACCAGGAGCUGCUGGCGCGCAUUCGGCAGCUUCAGGAUCGGGAAGCUGAGGCGGAGGAGAAGAUACAGGAGCAGCUGGAGCGCCACAGGCAGUGCAAGCAAAGCCUGGACACUGCCAACAAGCAAUUGCGUGAGCAAGAGGACAGCCUGGCUGCAGCCAGUGAGACCAUCAGUGCAUUGAAGGGGCGAGUCUCGGAGAUGCAGUGGAGUGUGAUGGACCAGGAGGUGCAGGUGAAACGCCUGGAGUCUGAGAAGCAGGAGCUGAAGGAGCAGCUGGACUUGAAGCACAGACAAUGGCAAGAAGCGAACCAGAAGAUCCAGGAGCUGCAGGCCAGCCAAGAAGCGAGAGCAGACCUUGAGCAGAAGGUUAAGGACCUGGAGCAGAAGCUGUGUCUGCAGGAGCAGGAUGCAGCCGUUGUGAGGAACAUGAAGUCUGAACUACUGCGGUUGCCCAGGGUGGAGCGAGAGCUGAAGCGACUCCAGGAGGAGAACACUCACCUGCGGGAGAUGAAGGAGACCAACGGACUCCUCUCAGAGGAGCUGGAAGGGCUGCAGAGGAAGCUGGGCCGCCAGGAAAAGCUGCAGGAAGCUCUGGUUGAUUUGGAACUGGAAAAGGAGAAGCUGCUGGUAAAGCUGCAGAGCUGGGAGAGAUUGGACCAGACCAUGGGCUUGAACCUCAGGACUCCAGAAGACCUUUCCAGAUUUGUGGUGGAGCUGCAGCAGCGGGAGCUAUCGCUGAGGGAGAAGAACAACACCAUCACCACCAGUGCCCGGCGACUGGAGAAGGCCCAGCAGCAGCUCCAAGAUGAGGUACGACAGGUCAGCAGCCAGCUGCUAGAGGAGAGGAAGAAGCGUGAGUCCCAUGAGGCGCUGGCCCGAAGGCUCCAGAAGCGUGUCCUGCUGCUCACCAAGGAGCGGGACGGCAUGCGGGCUAUCCUGGGAUCCUAUGACAGCGAGCUGACGCAGGCUGAGUACUCACCCCAGCUGACACGCCGUCUGCGUGAGGCCGAGGACAUGGUGCAGAAGGUGCACGCACACAGCACAGAGAUGGAGGUUCAGCUGUCUCAGGCCCUGGAGGAACUCGGAGGCCAGAAACAGAGAGCUGAUACAUUGGAGAUGGAGCUGAAGAUGCUGAAGUCCCAGCCAAGCUCCACAGAACCCAGCUUCUCAUUCUGCAGAGAGGAAGUGGAUGCACUCAGAUUGAAGGUGGAGGAACUAGAGAGGGAGCGGAGCAAUCUGGAACAAGAAAAGAAUAUGCUGGAGAUGCAGUUGGAGAGGCGCACCCUGCAGGGCGACUAUGACCAGAGCAGAACCAAAGUGCUACACAUGAGCCUGAACCCCACCAGCAUGGCCAAGCAGCGCCUGCGUGAGGACAGGGACCGGCUGCAGGAGGAGUGUGAGCGGCUACAGGGGCUCUUACUUGCCCUGGAGAGAGGAGGCCCUGUCCCCACGGAUCUAGAGUCUGUUGCUGGCCUACCCUCAUCCAAGGAGGUGACAGAGCUGCGGAAGCAGGUGGAGAGUGCUGAGCUGAAGAACCAAAGGCUCAAGGAGGUUUUCCAGACCAAGAUCCAGGAAUUCCGCAAGGCCUGCUACACACUGACGGGCUAUCAGGUAGAUGUAACCACGGCGGGCCAGUACCGGCUGACCUCUCAGUAUGCAGAGCACAAGACAGACUGCCUCGUCUUCAAGGCCUCGGGACCCUCGGGCUGCAAGAUGCAGCUGCUGGAAACGGAGUUCUCACGCUCAGUGCCUGAGCUCAUUGAAUUGCACCUGCUACGCCAGGACAGCAUCCCAGCCUUCCUCAGCGCCCUCACCCUCGAGCUCUUCAGCCGCCAGACCACAGCCUAGCCCCGCACCAGCCAUCGCGGCAGCCAUCCCAGGCUAGCCCUGUCGAACAGUCAGCAGGGGAGCAGCCAGAGCCCCCACAUCAUCCCUUCUCAUCUCUGAGCCCUGUGUACUCACUGAGCAAUCUCGCCCUGUGCGCCGCUUCCUUGGGCAUGUCCCCUGCCCACAUUGGUACUGUACAGUUCCCGUCUGCCUGGGCCCCAGUGGGGAUGCUGUGGACACAAGUUGAGGGUCCUGGCCUGGGGAAAUAAAGUUUCCUCUCCAGUGCCCUCAUCUGACUCUGUGCAUCUCCUGCCCCAGGGGUGCCUGGUCCCCAGUGGAUGUGCCCACAUGUAACCCGGACCCGCUGGGUUCCACACCAACUCCUAGGAGCCUAGCCCAUGUCAGGUCUCUACUAUGGACCGCUGUUUGGCCUCAGGUAGGCAGCUGGCCCUCUCUGCGCCUCCCUCCUCACCUGUAGCCCCAAGGACAUGCAUGUCUGGACAGACCAAGAAUAAAAGGUCCCCACGUCCGUGCCCUGGCAUGCAUGGACCAACCUGCCACUUGGGUUUGUCACACCCACGCUGGCUUGUAAGGGCACCAUAUAGGGUCCUGGCCAGCCCCAGGCCAGAGGAAGUUUGGUCAUAGCACAUCCCUGGCUGCCACCAGCUCCUUAGUGAGUGCCCAAUGCUAAAUGGUUCUUAAGCCACUAAUGACUAAUUUUAAAGGAUUAGUGCUGGAGUGAUAAACUGUAAUUGCCAGGAUGUAACAGGAUUUACUGAGCCUCCUUCAGCUCCCCCACAGGCAGGGCAGGGCCACCUGCUGGGCCUCCCAGAGCCCCAGGCCCUUCCAUUGGGCCUGGGCCCGGGACAGCCAGCACAGGAUGUUAGCAGAGUUCCUCAUCAACUCUUCCUUCACGGUCUGGCAUGAGCCCCCAGAAGGGCACAGGUCCAGGUUUUGCCCACUCCCACUCCACCUGUGUGGAGGGGGUGGCCAGGCUGCCCAGAGACAGCCAGUGCAGGUCUGCACAGCUCACACCUACAAACUCUCUGGCCCUGUGCUUCCCCGGUUCCAUGUCGCUCCCCGCCUGGCCUGGCCUGCAGGUUGGGUUAACUCAAGUCUCCAAGCCCAGAUCAGCAAGGCAGGGGGAUCCGCUGCCCACUGUCACAUUCGGUCUACAUUGGGCCUGGACUUAAACCCAGCUCUCCUGGCUACAAAUUCAGCCCAUCGCUACCCUAGCUCUGAAUCAGACGGGACCCAUUUUCCUUCUGUGUAACUGUCAUCAAAUGGGCAACAGUGAGGCAGGGCCUUCAUCCUGAGACAGCCUGGGAGGGGCGGCUCAGAGGCCCCGUGGUAUAGCUUCAAGGCCAUGAACUCACAAAUGUGUUCCACAUGUGUGUACUCAUGUGCACACAGACAUGGCUAUAUGUACAUGAGUUCUACAUGUAUGUGUGCAAGGCUUGUGUGUUGGGCUUCACAUAUGUGUGGCUUGUGCUUGCACACACGUGAGCACGCAUACCUGUACUGAGUUGCUAUCUAUACUGGUAUGUGGUUAUGUGUGCAAGCACGAGCCCAUGUCAUUACACACAUGUGCUACUUGAAUUUCUGCUUCAGGUCUAGAGAGGGUGAGGGCCUGGCCUGAAGUCACACAGCAGAAGAGGACCCAAGAGGCCGCACUGAAACCCAGUCUGUGUGACCAUACUCCACACCUGCCCGCGCUUACACUUCACAUUUUCUCUCCUUUCUUUGCCUUAUCUUCCACUGCACAGUUCUAACUUUUAACUUAAAACCAAACAAAUAAAGCUCUGACAAUACAAGGGAAACAUAGAGUAAAAAGGAAAAACCUCCUCCUCUGGCUGCAUUCCAAGCCUUCCCGCCUGUGGGUGGACUUGCACACCUUACAUGCGUGUGUGCGUGCGAAGUGCCUGGCUUUGUUUCCUCGGAGCGUGUGUGUGGUUUUUAAAAUAACUGUGUUUUGUUCUGCAGCUCGGUUUUUCUCGCUUAACAAUAUGUCUUGGCAAUGUGCCAGGCAGGCAUCGCUGUGGGUUUCGUGGGGCUGUGUUACUGUAUCCAGAACACUCGGGGCGUGGAGCAGGAAGGCGGGGGGACCAGCCCUCCGCUGACGGCAAAGCCGCCACACUCUGCACGCUGUAGACUCCUCCAAUCCUAAUGCUAUCUUUAAAAGUUGACAAACUCAAGUUCUAGGAUCACAUUCUGGCUCACACUUUGGUGUGGGUCUGCCCUCCCCCUGGGCCCAUGACGGAAAGUGAAGUAUGGUCAUUGUGUGAUCCUGCUCCAAUCUGACAGACUCUUACAAGAUCAGGACAUGGCUGUGUGCAGGCUCACACCUGUAAUCCUCAAUACUUGGGAGGUUGAGAUCU
Molecule: messenger RNA, 4580 nt
Organism: Dipodomys ordii (Ord's kangaroo rat)
Lineage: Eukaryota; Metazoa; Chordata; Mammalia; Rodentia; Heteromyidae
Gene: Mad1l1
Product: MAD1 mitotic arrest deficient-like 1 (yeast)
Exons: 18
Coding region: 70-2223 (717 amino acids)
Biological process (GO): mitotic spindle assembly checkpoint signaling; attachment of mitotic spindle microtubules to kinetochore
Cellular component (GO): mitotic spindle; kinetochore; nuclear envelope
Source: RefSeq, a predicted model, not a curated record